Sclerotinia sclerotiorum 1980 UF-70 is the source of this 168-nucleotide messenger RNA. RefSeq lists its product with no specific name. The record is from RefSeq and is a predicted model, not a curated record. Bases 1 to 168 code for a protein of 55 amino acids. Lineage: Eukaryota; Fungi; Ascomycota; Leotiomycetes; Helotiales; Sclerotiniaceae. The transcript is spliced from 2 exons.
AUGCCAUUCAUUUCCCACAAAAACAACCUUAAUAUCAUCUUUGAUGGUGGCAGUGGCCAAGGAAAAGAGGCCGAGAGUUUCAUCUCGGAAUUCUUUGCAGAUUUGCAAGCCUAUAGGAAGGGUAGCAUUGCUCAUGAAAUUUUCUCCUCUAAGAGAGAUGUCGACUAA